Molecule: messenger RNA, 1551 nt
Organism: Diabrotica virgifera virgifera (western corn rootworm)
Lineage: Eukaryota; Metazoa; Arthropoda; Insecta; Coleoptera; Chrysomelidae
Exons: 1
Coding region: 1-1551 (516 amino acids)
Biological process (GO): DNA replication
Molecular function (GO): nucleotide binding; DNA-directed DNA polymerase activity; DNA binding
Source: RefSeq, a predicted model, not a curated record
AUGAACGUUGAAGUAAGUUUAAAAGAUGCUACUGAGAGAUGUCACAUUUGUAAUAGAAAAUUUUUGGAGAAGGAACGAAUUGUAAGAGACCAUUGUCAUUUGACUGGCAAUUUUAGAGGUUUUGCACACAAUGGGUGCAAUUUAAAUUAUAAAAAAUCAUUUGUGGUUCCAAUAGCCUUCCACAAUAUGAGUGGUUACGACUCGCAUUUCAUAAUAAAGGAUUUAGCGAAAAUGUACUACAUUUCCAUUUUACCAGUCAACAAAGAAAAAUAUAUUAGUUUCACAGUUUACCAUAAAAAGACAAAUAUUAGAUUCCGGUUCAUUGAUACUUUUAGAUUUAUGGGGAGUUCAUUAGAUAGCUUAGUUUCAACUUUGAAGCCAGAAAAUUUUGGAAUUUUAAGAAAACAAUUUCCAAAUUUAGAUGAUGAAACGUUCAAGUUGUUAACUAAAAAAGGAGUAUUCUUUUAUGAUUAUUUAGAUAAAAUUGAACGGUUGGAUGAAACAAAGUUGCCAAAUAAAGAAAAAUUCUACAAUAAACUGAACGAUGAGCAUAUAUCAGAUUCAAAUUAUGCUCACGCUAAAUUAGUGUGGGAGAAAUUUAACAUGAAGACUCUUUGGGAUUACAGUAAUUUAUACAUGAAGACAGAUAUACUUCUUUUGGCUGUAGUUUUCGAAACUUUUCGAGACACAUGCUUCAAGACAUAUGGAUUAGAUCCAGGACACUACUAUACCAUCCCAGGUUUUACAUGGGAUGCAAUGCUCAAGUAUACAGGAUGUCACUUGGAAACUAUACAAGAUGUUGAUAUGCUUUUAUUCUAUGAACGAGGUAUACGUGGAGGUAUAUCACAGUGUUGUAACCGGAUGGGGGAGGCUAACAACAAAUACAUGAUGAAUUACGAUCCAUCUAAACCUUCUAAAUAUCUCAUGUACCUUGAUGUUAACAAUCUAUAUGGUUGGGCGAUGAGUGAACCUCUCCCUUAUGGAGGUUUCCAUUGGGAUGAUACAAAUAUCGAUGUUAUGUCAAUACCUGACGAUGCAAAAGAGGGAUACAUUCUUGAAGUUGAUCUCUCUUAUCCAGAAAACUUACAUGACUACCAUAAAGAUUUACCGUUUUGUGUAGAGCAUUGCAAACCUCCUGGUUCCAAACAAUCUAAACUCUUGUCCACUCUGUACAAUAAAACUAACUAUGUUAUUCACUACAGGAACCUAAAACAGGCUAUAUCACAUGGAUUAGUUCUUACUAAAAUUCAUAAGGUAUUGAGAUUCAAGCAAAUGACUUGGUUAAAAGGUUACAUUGCUCUUAAUACACAAUUGAGGGCUCAAGCUAAAACAAGCUUUGAGAAAAACUUAUACAAGCUCAUGAACAACGCUGUAUUCGGGAAGACCAUGGAGAACCAAAGGAAGCAUAGGCUGGUGAAACUAGUAAAUAAAUGGGAGGGACGCGUAGGUGCUCGAAAUUUGAUUGCUAGCCCGAAGUUUCAUAGUCGCGUUAUUUUCGAUCAAUCAUUAAUGGCAGUAGAAUUAAAGAAAGCUGAAAUUAUUUUUAAUUAA